Anopheles merus is the source of this 930-nucleotide messenger RNA. RefSeq lists its product as uncharacterized. The transcript has 3 exons. Bases 262 to 603 code for a protein of 113 amino acids. The record is from RefSeq and is a predicted model, not a curated record. NCBI's taxonomy places the organism in Eukaryota, Metazoa, Arthropoda, Insecta, Diptera, Culicidae. Gene Ontology annotation, cellular component: extracellular region. Gene Ontology annotation, molecular function: hormone activity.
ACGAAUGAUCGAUAUUUGCAUUUGCAGCGAGCAGAUAAAGCAUCUCGGGGUGGAAAACGGAGUGGUGAUGGAAAUUGGCCAGCAAAUAAAUAAUACCAUCACUGAGUGGGGAAUCAAUCGAACCGCAAGAUAGUAUAAAAGCGUACGCCCGACGGUAGCCAGGACAUAUUCGUCUAACGGCAGCUAGUGUGAUCGGUGUUAUCGAAUCGAGUAUCCUUCCGGAACGUGUGACAGUUUUCCGAAACUAUUUCAGCAAUCAUUAUGGAUUCAAUCAGCUCGUCCCGUCAUCUAGCGGCUAAGCUCUUCCUGCUGGUCGCGCUGUGUGCCGUGCUGCUUCCGGUUCCGAGCGCUGGACAGGUAACGUUUUCCCGCGAUUGGAAUGCGGGCAAGCGGGCGAUGCCGGACUCGCCGGUCAGCGGGGUGGCCGAAUGCUCUGCCAUCUGGCGUUCGGUGAACAACUUGUGCGCGGCUGUAACGAAAAAUAUUCAACACCUGACGCUGUGCGAAACACGCUCCCUGCUUAAAUCACUGCAAACGGAUGAGUCAUCGAUGGAGAGCAACAGCGGGAACAACUUGCCCAUGUUUUCCAACAACCAUAUCUAACCUGCAUCUCCGUUUGAUGGAAAGAAGCAAAAAAAACACUGUAGACUUAAACAGUGCUGGUAGUAUCUGAGACCGUUUGCAAUGGGACAUACGCUGACCGAAUUCGCUUCAAUCACAAACUACAGAGAGAAAAAAUCCUUCUAUUUUAAAUCCCAGUCGAAUAAUGUUAUAUUUCCUUAAUAUUUCUCUAAACCUGCCUUGACAUUGAAAUCCAAACACACACACUUGUUUUAAUGUAUCCAGUAAUUAUUGCAUCGUACACCUAGACAAAGUCAACAUGUCCCAUUGUGCAUAGUGUAGCAUAACAUAUUGCAUCGCGCAAGUAAA